This is a messenger RNA of Rhinichthys klamathensis goyatoka, 2188 nucleotides long. RefSeq names its product protein kinase, cAMP-dependent, catalytic, alpha, genome duplicate a (gene prkacaa). The transcript has 10 exons. Gene Ontology annotation, biological process: peptidyl-serine phosphorylation. NCBI's taxonomy places the organism in Eukaryota, Metazoa, Chordata, Actinopteri, Cypriniformes, Leuciscidae. Bases 899 to 1957 code for a protein of 352 amino acids. The record is from RefSeq and is a predicted model, not a curated record. Gene Ontology annotation, cellular component: cAMP-dependent protein kinase complex; nucleus. Gene Ontology annotation, molecular function: cAMP-dependent protein kinase activity; ATP binding; protein kinase A regulatory subunit binding.
UAACAAACACAACCGCAGAGGAUCAUCAAAGGAUUGUGAAUGAAACCGAAUCCGUAUUGAGAGACCAAAAUACCGCAGCCGCUUACAAAGACGAAAAGCGAACAGAGAAACUUGUGUUAUUACAAUGAAAAUAGAUGACGUUAUUUGUCAGUUUGCGGGGGUGGGAUAAAAUUCUACAGAUAGAUAUAAGUUGGCCAAUCAUCGCUCUCCCUGCGCUGGAUUGAUGACCUCUUGUCCAAUCAGCUUCUGACUCUGCUAGCGCGUCAUAAGCAUAGCGGCCAAUAGGCAUCGCGUUGGGGCGGGUCUCAUUGAAGCAGGAGUUCCCUCUAGCUGUGGAUAGAGGAUUAAUGGAGGGGGUCUGACUGUCGAAUUAUGCGAACUACAUAGUGCACAAGACGGAAUUGCUUUAUCAACAUAAACAAGCAAACGUUCACGCUACCGAAAAGGUACGGAGAAGUGGGCGUGCUGCGACAGGAAUCGCGCACGGACGGUGAAAACAAGGGCUUGUGUCGCUCAAGUCGAGGGCCUCGCUGGGGGUUAGCAGAGCGAGGAAGAGGAGCGAGAGAAGGAGACGAAGACGGGCUCUUAGUACUAUUUCAACGGACUGGACCCGACCCAGAACAACUGAGAGACAUUACCGAACCCGAAGCACAGCAAUCGGACAGCUAAUUACUGUUAGCUAGCUAGCGCUCGCUCGCUAGCUAGCUAACCAACGAACCAGCCACUAUCAACCUCCAGACUUUAUGUGAUCUGACAGCAUACUGUGAUCCAGUGAGUUAUGACCAGACAUAGCUAGUGCAACGGCCGCAGAAAUCGUAUGAUCAUAAAGGGGACGGAGUCUGAAGACAGUUGGCGUAAAGAAAAGUCGAUUUAGAUCUGCUAUACCUGGCCUGCAAUCAUGGGCAACGCGCCCACCGCCAAGAACAAGGGCAAUGAGAUGGAGAGCGUUAAGGAGUUUCUCGCUAAAGCCAAAGAAGAUUUCCUAAAGAAAUGGGAGAACCCAGCACAGAAUACUGCAUCUCUGGACCAUUUUGAGAGGUUGAAGACUCUGGGCACUGGCUCGUUUGGGCGAGUCAUGCUAGUCAAGCACAAAGAAUCAGGCCAGCAUUUUGCCAUGAAGAUCCUUGACAAACAGAAGGUGGUUAAACUGAAACAGAUAGAACACACACUGAAUGAGAAACGCAUCCUGCAGGCUGUCAGCUUCCCAUUCCUGGUGCGAUUGGAGCACUCGUUCAAGGACAAUACUAACCUGUAUAUGGUAAUGGAGUAUGUUCCUGGAGGAGAGAUGUUCUCCCACUUACGCAGAAUCGGCCGGUUCAGUGAGCCUCAUGCCCGAUUCUACGCUGCCCAGAUAGUUCUGACCUUUGAAUACCUUCACUCGCUUGAUCUUAUCUACCGAGAUCUGAAGCCUGAAAACCUGCUCAUAGACCAGCAGGGAUACAUACAGGUAACAGAUUUUGGUUUUGCUAAACGUGUAAAGGGCAGGACCUGGACACUGUGCGGCACGCCCGAGUACCUGGCGCCAGAAAUCAUCCUCAGUAAAGGUUAUAAUAAGGCAGUGGACUGGUGGGCUCUGGGAGUGCUGAUCUACGAGAUGGCUGCUGGUUACCCUCCGUUCUUUGCUGACCAGCCCAUUCAGAUCUACGAGAAGAUUGUCUCUGGGAAGGUCCGCUUCCCCUCGCAUUUUAGCUCUGACCUGAAGGACCUGCUGAGGAACCUGCUGCAGGUAGAUCUCACGAAGCGCUUCGGGAACCUCAAGAACGGCGUCAACGACAUCAAGGGCCACAAGUGGUUUGCAACCACCGACUGGAUCGCAAUCUACCAGAAGAAGGUGGAGGCCCCCUUCAUCCCUAAGUGCAAAGGCCCCGGGGACACCAGCAACUUUGACGACUACGAGGAGGAAGAAAUCCGGGUGUCUAUCACAGAGAAAUGUGGAAAGGAGUUUGCUGAAUUCUAGAAGCAGCAGGAGUGGAGGAGAGGGAUGGAGAGAAAUUAGAUGUGGGGCAACAGUGAGAAGAAAACGUUUUCCAGGGUGAGAUGAUGAACUGGACUGAGCCUGUAUCUGGUAACAACAACAACGACAACAACAACGUAGAGCCCUCACACACGGAUGGAGGGAGAAGAAGAUCAGAAAGUCCUGAGAGAGACGCCAGCAGUGUUGCCUUUUCAGAUCCUUCGUCACUUGUUA